Messenger RNA from Branchiostoma floridae (Florida lancelet), 572 nucleotides. RefSeq lists its product as uncharacterized. Lineage: Eukaryota; Metazoa; Chordata; Leptocardii; Amphioxiformes; Branchiostomatidae. Bases 135 to 572 code for a protein of 145 amino acids. The transcript is spliced from 3 exons. The record is from RefSeq and is a predicted model, not a curated record.
AUAGUCGAACAUUCCAUACUUCUCCAUCAGUUGUGACGUUUUGUGUUGCCUAGCUGCGUUUAGAACAACAAAGUUCCACUGUUCCACUGAGUUUUAGUCACUGAUCACAGAGUCGUGACGACUACACGCGCAUAAUGUGGGAUUUUAUUCUUACACUAUCGAGCUGUUUUUGCUCCUGCAGCUCCAAAAACAAGGUGUCCCCUGUGGAGGAUGGAGAUGAGGAAGAACCAGCACCGGGAGAGGAGGAGAUGGUCCGCGGGACCACUGAAUGCCCCGUCACCCAACCUCCAAUGUCCCUCCCGAGACCAAGCAAGUCGUCGGCCGACGUCAUUGCUGAACUCCGUAAAGACGGCCUGUUGCCCCUCAACACCCGGGGCGAGUCCGUCGCUUUCCAGGUGCCGCUAGUGAAAACCGCCUUCGAGCCCGAUGCGCCCCCUCGCCGACCAGUUAAGCUUGCGAAACUGGAAGAAACUCUCCAGGAGAGGCGCGAACGGGUCAAGAAGGAGCCCGCGGGAUCACGCACUCAGCUGAGAAAGCAACUCGGCGAUGCCGCCAAGAGACGAGAGGUAUAA